UCGUCACACUGAGGGGAGGCUGAGCAGGAGGAAAGGGGGCGUGGGAAAGCGAAAAGGGCGUGGCCGUUGUAUCUCUAAUACCCUGUCCGACCGGUCUGAGGGGCAAGAUCCGGUGGAAGCUGCGCAGAGCGGUGGGCUUCGCUAGUGGCUCAUGAUCUCUGAAUGAGUCUCCUGCGAGCUGGACCAAUUUUGAAUUUGCUGGUGCCCAACCUUCGAUUUGCCAUGAGCCGUUCAUUGACCACCGGGACUUUCCAGAACACACAACCCCUAAACUACCGUGGGGGUAGUCGUGUGCAGCCAAUCGACUCAGUAGGGGAGGAAAAAGCAUAUGAACCUGCAACAGGUCGUGUUAUUACAACGUUUGCUUGCUCUGGGGAGAAGGAGGUAAAUGAAGCCAUUCAAAGUGCCAGGUCUGCCUUCAAAAUAUGGAGCCAGAAGUCUGGUAUGGAGCGAAGCCGAGUCUUGUUAGAGGCUGCUCGUAUCAUCAGGGAGCGCAGUGAGGAAAUUGCUGCAAUGGAAACUAUAAAUAAUGGGAAGUCUAUCUUUGAAGCCAGAGUGGACGUGGAGAUAUCAUGGCAGACCCUAGAGUACUACGCAGGACAUGCUGGGGCCAUGGCAGGUCAACAUGUACAGCUCGCAGGGGGGUCUUUUGCCUAUACUAGACGUGAACCCCUGGGAGUGUGUGUGGGGAUUGGAGCUUGGAAUUACCCUUUCCAAAUUGCAUGUUGGAAAGCAGGACCUGCCUUGGCAUGUGGUAACGCCAUGGUGUAUAAGCCAUCCCCCUUCACUCCUGUGUCUGUAGUCCUGCUAGCUGAGAUCUUUGCAGAGGCCGGAGUUCCCACUGGACUUUUUAAUGUUGUGCAGGGGGGAGCAGCAACAGGGGAAUUCCUUUGCAAGCACCCUGAUGUGGCCAAGGUGUCAUUCACUGGCAGUGUCCCUACUGGCUCCAAGAUCAUGGAGAUGGCAGCUAAAUCCAUCAAGCCUGUGACCCUAGAGUUGGGAGGGAAGUCUCCUCUUAUUAUCUUUUCAGACAGUGACCUGGAGAAUGCUGUGAAUGGGGCAAUGAUGGCAAAUUUCCUUACCCAGGGCCAGGUGUGCUGCAAUGGGACACGUGUCUUUGUCCAGCGUGAUAUUUUAGAAAAGUUCACAGAAGAGGUCGUAAAAAAGGUGAAGAAAAUUAAAAUUGGAGAUCCACUCUUGGAGGACACCAGAAUGGGGCCUCUAAUUAAUCAGAUCCAGCUGGACAGAGUAUUUGGCUUCCUUAAAUCCGCUCGACAACAGGGAGCCAAAUUCCUGACUGGUGGGGAGCCCUACACCCCAGAAGACCCUAAAUUGAAGGGAGGAUUUUUUAUGACCCCCUGCGUUUUAGGAGGCUGCACGGACGACAUGACUUGUGUUAAGGAAGAAAUUUUUGGUCCUGUGAUGUCAAUCCUUCCCUUUGAUAGCGAGGAAGAGGUUUUGGCGAGGGCCAAUGAUACCACGUAUGGCUUGGCAGGAGGAGUCUUCACCAGGGACAUUCAGCGGGCACACAGAGUGGUGGCUGCAUUGCAAGCUGGCAUGUGCUUCAUUAACAACUACAAUGUGAGCCCAGUGGAGCUGCCCUUUGGAGGAUACAAAAAGUCUGGCUUUGGACGGGAGAAUGGACAGGCGGCCAUGGAGCAUUACUCCCAGCUCAAGACAGUCUGUGUGGAGAUGGGGAAUGUUGAGUCGGUUUUUUAGGUGGAAUAAUACAUGGCUGAAGUACCCAUGUACAGUGAAAAUGUUUCAUGGUUGACAACUUUCUAUAAAGCUUUUUAUGCUAAA
Messenger RNA from Xenopus laevis (African clawed frog), 1803 nucleotides. It is a transcript of the gene aldh9a1.S, whose product is annotated as aldehyde dehydrogenase 9 family member A1 S homeolog. Gene Ontology annotation, molecular function: aldehyde dehydrogenase (NAD+) activity; oxidoreductase activity; 4-trimethylammoniobutyraldehyde dehydrogenase (NAD+) activity. Bases 163 to 1719 code for a protein of 518 amino acids. Lineage: Eukaryota; Metazoa; Chordata; Amphibia; Anura; Pipidae. The record is from RefSeq and is a predicted model, not a curated record. Gene Ontology annotation, cellular component: cytosol; cytoplasm. The transcript is spliced from 12 exons.